AUGCCUCCUAGAGCUGCCAGAAAGUCGAAAAACCAGGGAGACACCGAUCAAUCAACCUCAACCCCAAAGAAAGGUCGAAAAGCAGCCGUAAAGAUCGAAACCACUGAGGUUGUCGCGAAAUCCCCAGCCAGAUCAAGCAAAGCCACCAAGAAAGUCUACAAAGAAGAAUCAGACUCGGAAGUCGACGAUAUCGAGUUGCCAGAGAAGACACAUUCAACGAAGGUUAAGAUCAAUAGAGUCACAGCGAAGGCUGUUGUUGAGGAGAAACCCAGGCCGAAGUCUGCGAAAAGGAAAUCACAAGCCGACGGCGAGGACAAGGACGAAGUAGACGCAGAUGAUAAGAAGGUCAAAAAGAAGCGCAAGACCAAAGAAGAAAAAGAAGCCGAGGCUAUGCCACUUGCUGCUCGGACUGUGAUCGGAACAUUGAAGCAUGCCAUGCACAUCGGUGCUCACGUCUCUGCUUCCGGAGGUGUUCAGAAUUCCAUUAAUAAUAGUUUGCAUAUCGGUGGCAACUCUUUCGCCCUGUUUCUCAAGUCACAACGGAAGUGGACGAGUCCUCCUCUUGCACCCGAAGCUCGAGAUCAAUUCAAGGCGUUCUGCUUGGAGCACAAAUAUGAUGCAGCCAAGCAUGUCCUCCCUCAUGGCUCAUACCUUGUGAAUCUGGCACAAGCGGAUGCUGAGAAAGCGGACCAGGCAUAUACAUGUUUCUUGGAUGAUCUACAGCGUUGCGAGGCUCUGGGCAUCAUGCUCUAUAAUUUUCACCCUGGUAGUACGGGAGGUAAUCCUCGCCCGGAAGCAAUCGCACGUAUCGCGGCACAGCUGAAUAAAGCGCACAAGGCAACCAAGACAGUGGUCACAGUCCUGGAGAAUAUGGCAGGUGCCGGCAAUGUGAUUGGUUCAACGUGGGAAGACCUUCGAGACAUUAUUGAUCUUAUUGAAGACAAGUCUCGUGUGGGUGUUUGCAUAGACACAUGUCAUACUUUUGCUGCAGGCUACGAUCUACGAUCUCCCGAAGCAUUCAAGAAAACGAUGGACAGCUUCUCGGAGAUCGUCGGUAUAUCCUAUCUCAAAGCUCUUCAUCUGAAUGACAGCAAAACCCCAUUGUCGUCUAACCGAGAUCUGCAUGCAAAUAUUGGUACAGGGUUCCUUGGUUUGCGAGCUUUUCAUAAUGUGGUAAACUUUGCUUCCUUCCAAGAUCUCCCGAUGGUUUUGGAGACGCCAAUCGAAAAGAAAGGACCAGACGGAAAAACGAUCGAGGAUAAGAAUAUUUGGGCCUCGGAGAUUAAGUUACUCGAAAGUCUUGUCGGUGCUGAUGCAGACACGAAAACCUUUCAAGAAGAAGAGCAGCGAUUGCAAGACAUCGGUGCCGAGGAGCGAAAGAAGUUCCAAGGCCAAGUGGACAAGAAGAAACAGAAAACCUUGGACUCCAUGUUCAAGAAGGCUUCGCCAAAGAAGAAGAAGUCCAAGAAGGAUGAUGUGGCAGACGCUGAUGAGAGCGAGGGUGGAUGCAGUCAUUGA
Molecule: messenger RNA, 1518 nt
Organism: Mollisia scopiformis
Lineage: Eukaryota; Fungi; Ascomycota; Leotiomycetes; Helotiales; Mollisiaceae
Product: apurinic/apyrimidinic endonuclease-like protein
Exons: 3
Coding region: 1-1518 (505 amino acids)
Biological process (GO): base-excision repair
Cellular component (GO): mitochondrion; nucleus
Molecular function (GO): DNA binding; DNA-(apurinic or apyrimidinic site) endonuclease activity; phosphoric diester hydrolase activity
Source: RefSeq, a predicted model, not a curated record